GCCGGAUAGUGUCUUUCGCAUUUAUCACCUCUCGUGGCCGUCUGCAGCUGGAUUUACUCUCACAGCGACGCUACACCUUCCCCGCUUUGAAGGUCCUCAUGACGAGGUGAUGGAGGGCGACUAUGUUUGUAUUCAUUCCGUCGAAUCUAUCUGCUUAUGGAACUGGAGAGCGCGGACGUGGGCCAUCAUCGAUCCUGAAGAGCAUCAGCAAAGCUUCUGGAUUAGGGUUUGAGCUUUGGCUUCGACCACCGUACAUAUUCACGAUCCCCUCGUCCUGCGACCAAAUCGUUGCACUCGAAUUUCCCAAUCUUCAGCCCACUAAAUCGCCGAUCCAAACAUUGACCGCUCAGAGUCAUACUUUCGAAAUAUCUCUCACUGGAUUAAAUCUAUUAGAACACACACCACAUCCAGAAACAGGGCAUGUCUUCAACUAUUCACCUAUUGACCACUGGAUCUCGUACAACGAUGCGAAACAAUUGUCAUUGCGUCGUCGCGUCCUUGGUCAGUUGGACUUCAUCCCGAGUUUUAACAGUCCUCCAAUAUACGUCGUGAUCGACUCAACAGACGAUGUUCCCCGUGUAAUCUAUCGCUGCAGUGAGAACCGGAUGCGUUCGAAUCGAUCGUUUGUCGUUCCCAUAGACAGGGUCACUGGAAAUGACUCUGGGACUGAUACCUUCAUUUGUGUUGCGGGUGAUUUUGCCACUCCGGCACCGCAGGUUUCGCGCCGGAUCGCGGCGGCAGUUGCAGUGGUGGAUGAUGCUAUGAAUCCACCACAGGGCGCUGUGCAGGUCGCUGUGAACGCUGGGUUAGAUCUGAGGGAGGGUGUAGUUGAGAUGGGCUAUCAACCUCUUUAUGCGUCGCUGUGGACAAAAAAGGAGGAUGAUAGAGUAUUCGGGGAGAAGUCUAGCUUGGAGCAAGAACUAAAAGUGGGGAGGACAUCCCCUGGGCCCUCCAAGAUGUCUACUUCAUCGUUGUUCCCAACACCGUCACAGUUUGCCGUGUCAGAUACCCCGUCUUCGCAAUCCUCAUCAUCGCAUUCAUCUUCCUCUCCAGAUCCCCGGGACCUGGGGUAUAACAUGACUCAGGCCCAAUUCGCCUUUGAUGGAGGGAGUACCAAGCAGGGCAUUGUUCAUGGCGGACCGUGUCCGAUUUCCGGACGUAUGAUCGUCGAGAUCCGUGAGCCAUUUCAGUAUGCACUGCUGGAGUUUGAUUGAUAGAUGCAUUACGGGGUCGUUGCAACGACCGGAUUUGUGAUGCCAACCCAUUCCUUCUCUCCUCUACUUUCUCUUACCGUG
Molecule: messenger RNA, 1295 nt
Organism: Cantharellus anzutake
Lineage: Eukaryota; Fungi; Basidiomycota; Agaricomycetes; Cantharellales; Hydnaceae
Exons: 2
Coding region: 123-1214 (363 amino acids)
Source: RefSeq, a predicted model, not a curated record